Molecule: messenger RNA, 489 nt
Organism: Heterobilharzia americana
Lineage: Eukaryota; Metazoa; Platyhelminthes; Trematoda; Strigeidida; Schistosomatidae
Source: the annotation of a GenBank genome assembly
AUGCUUAAUGUUAGUAUAGCACAUUCUAGAAGAAUCUGCACUCGUCUUAUACCUUCUGAGAUGCUUUUGUCGCCAGAAAAUGAGGAUAAAACACCAAGUUCUGCUGUUCAAAGCCCUAAGAUCUAUACUAAAUCACCGUUUAGUCUGCUUAAUGACGAGAAGAACAGUUUAGCCUUUGAGGUCAUUCAUCAUAGAUUUCACAGAUUACCUCGUCGAUCACACUGUACCAUAAUAUCCCCCAGAUUGACUAGCGGCAGCAAGCCUGAAACUCUAAAUAUCCCAUCCAGGUCAAUUGGAGUUAUCCUGGAGAAAAGUUCUACUGGGACAAACCAGAAAACUUUUAGUGAAUGGAGUCAUUCGUCUCAUCGCACCAAGUCUAAAAGUUAUUGUGUUCAGUAUUUGACUUUCAGGUUUUUUUCGAUCGAAGAUGGUUUGUACCAUAUGGUUUAUAACUCCAUGAUUACUCUUAAUUAUCUGGCAGAUAAAUGA